UAAAGUAUUAAAUAAAUAUGAAUCAAAUUCAAAAUAUAUUUAAAAAUGCUCAAAUUAAUACAUAUUGUGUUCUACAAGCUAGGUUCAAAUCGAAAACUCACUGGGCGCAGUUAAGAAAGAAAACUGGCCCAAAAUACAAAGCUCUUAACCACUUCGAUGACUUUUACGGUUCAGUGUUCGGCAGUAAGUGGGAUUCGAUGAGAGAGGCGCUUUUGCGAAAAUCUAAGUAUGUUGCGCUCAUUAACAAUUAUGGCGAUCCUGAAGAAACUAUGGACUAUCUGGCGCAAAGAGGUGCACAUUGUCUCAAGAAUUUGAUGUCCAUUCAAAAGAAUUUUCAUGAUCAAUACACUCCUCAAAAAGAAACGGAGACUAAAAAUAAUCAGGACAAAAAUUUAGAUAAUUAUAUAUCAAAAUUACAAAAUGAGGACAUAGCAAAAAUAUACCCACAAGGAGAAAAUAUACCAGAAAAGUUAGAAUUUAGCAACAAUAAGAUAUUACAUGCAGAACAAAAGCAAAUGGAGAAUCCAGAAAUUUCAAAAUCAUAUACGCUAGACCAAGCUUUAGAACAAGCUCAAAUUGACGAUUCCCGUAUAAUACAUCCAUCUAUGGGUCUGUCUUCUGAAGCUCUAUACCAGUAUGUGCCGGCAACUAAGAUUAAAGGAUUAGAUGACUGGGUGCCGGAAUCAUUUCACUACUCAUUUUAUUCUAAGAGAGACACAGAUUUUCCCCUUAUUAUCGAACCUGAAACAGAAUUUGAAUUCCCUGAACAUUUAAAAGUGAUGACUUAUGAAAUGAACAGUGAAUAUGACAAAUUUCCCGAACCAAAGAGAUGUAAAACUGGAGUGUUCAACUACUACCCACUGGACGGUGCGAGCGUACUGGGAGUGCUGGCGAUGUGUCUGCGCGGCGGGGAGCGCGCGCUCGACCUGUGCGCCGCGCCCGGCGGCAAGGCGCUGGCGGCGCUGCAGACGCUGCUGCCCGACGUGCUCGUGUGCAACGACGCGUCCGUGUCGCGCUCCAACAGAAUAACUCGAAUAUUCAGCGACUACCUUAUGGAUUACGAGGUCGGGAACAAAUGGCAAGAACGCGUUUUAAUAACACGUGUCGAUGGCCGAAUAUUUACAGAUGAUCAAGGUUUUGAUACGGUUUUAGUCGACGUACCAUGCACUACAGACAGACAUUCAGUGACAGAGGACGAAAACAAUAUAUUCCGACCAGACCGUGUCAAAGAGAGAUUGAGAAUACCAGAAAUGCAGACUCAAUUACUCAUGAACGCCCUUCGCCUAGUUCGCGUGGGCGGGGCGGUGGUGUACAGCACGUGCUCGCUGAGCCCCGCCCAGAACGACGGCGUCGUGCGCGCCGCCUUGCAGCGAGCCUUCGGGGAGCACUCAGUAGUAGCUUCCAUCAGAGAUUUGACAAAACCAUUCAGUGCCCUGAGUAGUACGCUGCGCCUUGGUACAGGACAAGCGCGACCGAAGUAUGGACAACUUGUCGUCCCUGAUAUAGCAGCUAACUUCGGUCCUGCCUACAUAUCACGACUUGUUAGAAUAAAAUAAUUGAAAUAAAA
Melitaea cinxia (Glanville fritillary) is the source of this 1567-nucleotide messenger RNA. RefSeq names its product 5-methylcytosine rRNA methyltransferase NSUN4. Lineage: Eukaryota; Metazoa; Arthropoda; Insecta; Lepidoptera; Nymphalidae. Gene Ontology annotation, biological process: RNA methylation. The transcript has 10 exons. Bases 18 to 1556 code for a protein of 512 amino acids. Gene Ontology annotation, molecular function: methyltransferase activity. The record is from RefSeq and is a predicted model, not a curated record.